This is a messenger RNA of Calidris pugnax (ruff), 4603 nucleotides long. It is a transcript of the gene XRCC4, whose product is annotated as X-ray repair complementing defective repair in Chinese hamster cells 4. The record is from RefSeq and is a predicted model, not a curated record. Gene Ontology annotation, molecular function: DNA binding. Gene Ontology annotation, biological process: positive regulation of ligase activity; immunoglobulin V(D)J recombination; response to X-ray. Gene Ontology annotation, cellular component: DNA ligase IV complex; DNA-dependent protein kinase-DNA ligase 4 complex; nucleus. The transcript is spliced from 8 exons. The coding region runs from base 31 to 1035 and encodes 334 amino acids. Lineage: Eukaryota; Metazoa; Chordata; Aves; Charadriiformes; Scolopacidae.
GCCCCGCGGAGAACGCGGGGUGUCUGGAAAAUGGAGAAGACUUUGAACAGAAUUCAUCCAGUUUCUGAUCCAGAAGAAACAUAUUUUCUACAAGUAUCAUGGGAAAAAGAUUUAGGCACGGGCUUUGGUAUUAUACUUAGUGAUGGUCAAUGUGCAUGGACUGGGAAAGUGUCUGAAGGUGAAAUUUCUAGGGAGGCUGCUGACAUGGAAAUGAAUAGAGAAAAAUAUGUUGAAGAACUGAAGAAAGCAUUGAUAGCUGGAGAAGAAUCAGCUGGCAAAUACAACUUUGCUAUUUCAAGAGAUAAAGAAAAUACGGAGUGUCACUUCUCCUACGAAAGAAAUCUGAAAGAUGGCUCUUUUAGACUUGGAUCUUUGAAGCUACAGAAAGUUUCGAGUCCGGCGGAGGUGGUUAAGGAGCUGCUUGGUUAUUGCCUGGACUGCCUGGGAAGACUGCAGGCAAAAAAUGAGCAUCUGCAGAAAGAAAAUGAAAGGCUUUUCAGCAACUGGAGCGAUGUGGAGAAGCGGUUGGAAAAAUGUGUGGAAGCUAAAGAAGAACUAGAGUCAGAUCUCUAUAACCGGUUUAUUUUGGUGCUGAAUGAAAAGAAAGCGAAGAUAAGAAACUUACAGAAGCUGUUGAACGACGCUAAAGAAUCUGCAGCAGAUGCCAAAUGUACAAGGGAUACUGCUGCUUCCAGUCAGAUGGGUACAAGGAGAGAAAAUGACUAUGAUGGCAGCACUGAUGAGGAAAGUGAAAAUUUAACACAGGUCUUGUUACCAUCAGCACCAGAACGAAAGGAUUCCCUUCUGGGUAGUCCAGAUGUCAUUGAUGCUGCUCCAAGAAGAAAGCGAAGACAAAGAACAGCAAUGCCUGCUGGGACAGGAGCUAAGAUGGCUACUUAUGAGACAGAACUGCCAGCCAAGGAAAAACCUGAUCUGGCCUCACAGAAGACAUCAGGCAAGAAUUCCCCGGAUGAGAUGUCUCUCGAAACACUGGAAAACACUUGUGAGCCAGAGGACCUCUUUGAUGACAUCUAGCUACGUGUUAGCUGAGAAACUAAGAGACUGGCACUCCUGACACCGUUGAGCUGUAAAACUAAAAGCCUUUGUUAUAGACACUGAGCCGAAAUCUUUGCUCUGAGGUGGUAUUCGAUGACAUACAGCUCAAAUCCUCUUGUACUGCACGUGUCCCCAUUCUUCGCUACGCGGUUGUAGACCCUUGGCCUGCUAUGCUUGAUUUGUGAUGGCCUUGACAUCACUUUAGCCUCUCUGUAGAUCUUUUAGCAUGUGUAUAUGGGGAAGGAGGCCACCAUCAUAGCAUUUUUACAUCCUAAGAGUGUCUGACUGCUGAUUGUAACCAGCAUCAACUGGUUUCCAGAUGUCCCCAGAGAGUAAAUCAGGCAUAAAGAAGACUUAAGGCUACGGCUGUACUUACCUUAUAUACUGCUGCUUUCCUGAGAAGCUCAGCCUAGAUGCAGUCUAGCUAAAUCACCUUCAACUUUGAUUGAGAUAUAUCUUCAAAAAUGGUGAGUUUAGAAUCAGGUCUUCUGUCAUGAAGCAUCCAAAGAAAUGUCCUUUGGCUUUUUGCUUGAAGGUUCUCUGCGGCAUUAUGCACUGUAAGGUGUAUUCUUGCUUUUGGGAGUAAAGUGCUUAUAAAGUCAAUGUUGAAUCCAUUUUAACCUUCCAUACAAACCCAUAGCCUUUAAAAUUGCCAUUUUUGAUACUUCAUUGUUUUUCUUAGGGUGAUUUCUAAAAAAAUAAAACGCACUCUAAAAAUACAUCAAUUUUGUUUUUUAUUUGCUUAGGCACUCUGUGAGUAAAGGUGCUAGUGAGCAAAAUGUGUUAAUCCAACCUCUUCCUACCCAACGCUGAUGGAUUCAUGCAGAUUUAAGGCUUUAUUACAAAAAGUGUUAGCAGUGUGUAUUUACCUUCAGCGGUCAAGAGUCUACAGAACUCGGCGUGCGUGUCAGGUUUCUGCUUUGCAAUUCUAGGAGCCUGAAUCAAUUCUUGUUUAAGGCAGAGGGAGCCAGUUCUUCUGCCCCAGAAGGGAUGUGAUCCAGCACGAGUUUGAAAUGUGGGAGUAAUCCCGUUGAAGUCAGCAGGACUGUGCAACAUUGACCUGCUCCUGUGUGCUAUGGCUUGGAACGGUCCUUGGAAGCUACUUGGUUAGAUUAUUUAGGCCCUGGUUCUGCCAAAAUUCAAUCCUAUAUUUAACUAAAGGCAUCCAUGUCGAUAUUUGCAGGAUCAGGGCCUCAUCUAAGAAUUUAAGUGAGGAUCCAGGAAUAUUGUAUUUGAGCAUUCCUUUCUGAAAAACAUGGCCACGGCAUUUUGAAUUCACAAAGGGCUUUGGGACAAUGUUAUAAAUCACACAGUAAAAACAUGAAUGGCCAAAAUAUUUUGCUUGCUACAAAGGCUGUGUGCUUGAGAAAUGAGAGGACCACAACAGACCUAUUCAUGCAUCCAUUCAUAGACGUUGCCUGAUUUUAAAUCUUCCAGUGCUGAUCUGACAAUGCUUUCAGCAAAAGCUUGUGUAGAGUUUCAGCUUAAAUGUGAAAAUGUUCCAUGACUUGACCUGAAAUAGAAGAGCUUGGUUCAGUUGUGCCUGCAGCAGGAAGUGAAGGUAAAUGGAGGUGAACAUCCUGCAAAACUCCGCAUUUAAGGAACUGUUGGUUUCUAACAGUAAAAUGUUGUUGCAUCAAUAGGAGGUGUUACACAUAGUUGGUAGAUGUAAUAAAAUCUGUCAGAAUGUUUAUUCUUUUAUCUUUUCUCGAGGUUUAUAUAGAAUUAAGCCAGGAGUUGAGCAGAAAAUGAUGUGAUGGCAGGUACAUACCUUGGAUUGUGUGGGCACAUGCAUGUCAUUUAGUUAGGGUGGCCAAUCCCCAGUCACCUGGGACUGUGUAUAGGCAUGGGGACACCUCCUCUCCCCUCAGAGCCUACCUACAAUACAUCGGUCUCCACAGCCCUGUGACAAGUGUUAGUGAAAUGCUCCUUUCUGAAGAUUUCUGUGAGAAUCUAUUGCUUUUCUGCCAAUAAGGUUCCGGUUGACUUUGAAGAGGAAAAGACCCACCCAAGUGAGCACAAAUUAUUUGUGAGAGCAGAGGUAGUAUUGCAAAAGCUAAAGAAUGUCAGCAAAACAUCUUUGUGAUGCGUGUUUGACCUCAGGAAGUGGGGACAUCCACUUUACCCUCAAACUCAUUCGUCCCAAUGCAUUGAAAUAGACCCAAUCGCCUUCAUUGGGCAAGCCAAGAAAAAUCUUUUCCAAACUAACCUGUGAUGUUUGGGAAGGAAACUCAGCAAUAGCACCUCAUGACAUUUUAUUUUUUUUUAAUCUACUAAAUUAAUAGGGUACUCUGCUGCUUGGUUAAGUCUCCAAGAAAUGCUGGGAUUUUCGCUAGCCCUCCAUGGUGAUGGAGCUCCUGCUGUGAGGGGCUUUCCAAAGCUUACAGAGCAGAAGUGUUCCCUUGUGAGUCAAUAGACAAUGCUCCUAUUCAUAAAUCAAACAUAAUGUUCAUGCUGUGGUCCACCAUAAUCCUUAGGUUCUUCCUUGCGGAGUUACUGGGGAGUCACUUGUUUUCCCAUUCUGCAUUUGUGCAGCUGACUGUUCCCAUGCGGUUUUAGUAACUGGCAUUUAACUGUGUUGACUUGCAUCCUAUUUUCAUAGCUGAUUUCCCUAGUUUGUAAAGAUGAUUUUGAGUGCUCAUUCUUCCUCAAUUUGGUAUUAUGGGUGAAUGUGGUAGGGUCACUCUCCCUUUGCUAACAUACAGACCAUUAAUAAAAACACUGAACAGUUCUGGACUUAAGCCUCCGUUCAUCCUUCUAUUAAAUGAAGUUACUAAACUUAGUGAGCACGGUUUUCUAGCUCACCUUUUGGAAGACCAUAUUUCCGGGCAUGCCUAUAAAACUGUUACAUUAAAUAGCCUGACAUGAGAUGUCAGUCAAUUGCUUCCCCCCUGUCCAAAAUAUUUUAGUAGUGACAGAAGACGAAAUAGAGAAACAUGCCCACAAAUGGUUUUUCAAGACAGGAAAUUAACCUAAGUUAGGAAACGCAGAUCAAAUUUCAAAGGCCAUCCUUAAUUAGUACUUCUCUUUGAUAUUACACUGCAAAUGAUUUCCCAGAUAAAUUUUUUCUUCACUUUAAACUGUACUUUUGGGGAAGAUAAAACAUGUAGUUGUUUUAUAGGAGGAAAAACAUGCUAUUUUGCAUUAAAGAUUUAGACUCAUGUAAAAUUUUAUACUUUUAAUGUGACUAAUAAACAGAAUGUAUGUUUUUAUGCAUAAAAAUCCAUCACUUGAGGUCUGGGUUUAUCCAGCAAAUCUUUUAAUUCAAAAAUAUUUACAAUAUUUUUUUCAUGAGAGAGAAAAAUUGUUGUAAAGCAAAAAAACCCCCUCUCUUUUCUUGAGGGAGUUCUGUAUAAAAUAUUGUCUUUGGGGUGAAAAUAUUAUUUUGAUUUUGAGAUAAUGUUUUGGCAAUCUGUAUCUCUAUUUUAAGUAGGGUCCUACUAUUAUUCCCAACGUAGACGCUCGUGUGUAUAUAUACAUGUGUAUUAGAUGUGCUGUUCUUCCUUGCUUUGUACCUGUAAAAUAUAAAUGGUUGUGUGUAUAAAAA